Tripterygium wilfordii is the source of this 1221-nucleotide messenger RNA. RefSeq names its product aspartic proteinase CDR1-like. The record is from RefSeq and is a predicted model, not a curated record. Gene Ontology annotation, cellular component: extracellular region. Bases 1 to 1221 code for a protein of 406 amino acids. The transcript has a single exon. NCBI's taxonomy places the organism in Eukaryota, Viridiplantae, Streptophyta, Magnoliopsida, Celastrales, Celastraceae.
AUGAAUUCUUUUAGCUUCGAUCUUAUUCAUCAUGAUUCAAAACUAUCUCCAUUUUAUAACCGAUCUAAAACUGAGUCAGAGCGUUCGAAAGAAGCUUUUAUCCGUUCCCUCAAUCACUUCAAUUCGUCUAUGUUAAUUGAUGCAAAAUAUUCACAGUCUGAUUUAACUGUCGGUGACUAUCUCAUGAACAUUUAUAUAAGUAAGCCAAAUAUUCAACAACUUGUUAUGCCAAGCAUGUCCAGUGGCCUUACCUGGAUAGGAUGUGGCUCUUGUUCUUCCAACUGUGAGAGUCAACAUCGAUCACUUUAUGAUCCAAAAUUGUCAAAAACCUAUGCCGGUAUUCUGUUUGGCUCAAAAGUGUGCAAAUAUCUACAAGGCACUCAGCGUGAGAAAUCAAAUGUGUGCCAAUAUAAGUAUCGUUAUGGAUACAAGAAAGUCUCCUCUGGAUUGCUAGGCACUGAGAGCUUCUACUUGAAAUCGCCUGAUAGAAGAGAAAAAAUCUUCACUAAUAUAGUGUUUGGAUGCGAUGAACUACAUGAAGGGGAUUUUCAAGAUGGUGUUCAAGGUGUUGCUGGUCUUGGACAAGGGUCAUUUUCAUUGGUUUCUCAACUCGGAAAAAAAGUUGGUGAGAAAUUCUCGUACUGCUUGGUUGAGGAGUAUUUAGAUUGUUCUAGUAAGAUUAGAUUCGGAUCGGAUUUAAGACUCUACAACCCUGAUAGACAACGUAAAGUUAAAUUUGAGUACUCUCCUCCUGAUCCCAACUACCACCUCAACCUUGAAGCCAUCAGUGUUAACGGUGAGAUAAUAAAGAUACCAAAUAAAAAACAUGAUAUGAUAGUCGAUAUUCAGACAUCCUUGACAUCGCUGCCUUCACAUAUUUACAAUGAAUUCAUUGCCAAGUUUAAAAAACAACUUGGCGAUAUAACCUCAAUCCAACAUCCGGAACACGGCACUUGCUUCCUCAAACGUGAACUCCUCGACCCCAAUAGUCCCAUAGUUGUGUUUCAUUUUUCUCACCCACUCCUAUUCUAUGGAGACUUUCGUGUGAAUCCUACAACAAUGUUUCAGGAAAUCGUUGACUACAUGUGUUUGACAAUAGUUCCAAUAGAAGGAGUUUCUGUUUUGGGAAAUAGGGCACAAGUAGACGUUCAGAUGAUAUUUGACCUAUCAAGUAGUUCCCUCACCUUUGCUCCACUUGAUUGCGUCGACGCUUCCUAUUAA